UGGCCACUCAGUCCCUGACGUCCGAGGGGGGCUGCACUUUAAUUUGCAGGAUAGCCACUUGCUAUUCUUAAAACUCAACUGUGUGGUGCUGCAUUGGGGGAGAGAUCUCUGUUCUCCCUCCACUUCUUUUCUCCUUUUUGUCUGCCCGUGGUUUUCUACUUGUAAUUUGGUUUUUGUUGUAGUUUCAGUCAAGCCGGCAUGAAAGUGAAUGGACUUAAUUAGUGUAGGAAAAGUUUUUGCUAUUUGUCUACUGUCAGUCAGUCAUGAGCUCCAGCCUGGUCAACUCUUUAGCCAAGGUUUAUGACCCAAACCCUCUCCAUGGUCAGAAACCUGGCGGCAGGAAGCUGUCUUUUAACGGAUCAGACAAGUCCCAAGCUUCUUCGUGUUCAUCAGCAUCUAUCUCCGCUUCUCACGAUGCUGCCCUGCGCUGCGUGGAGAGCCGAAUGGACUCCCUGAGCUCUCAGAUGGAGCGCUUGCUCCACAUGCAGCAAACUGUUUUGACCCGGCUGGACGGCCUUUCCCAGGACGUCAGGGGUAUUGGUCUGGAUCUGGCCUCUGUAUGUGAAGCGGGCCAAGGGGGAAGGCGCGGGUCAGGGGUGGAGGCGGCGUGCAGGGAGCUGCGCGGGGCGGUGGAGAGGGCCAGCGAGCGGAUGGAAAGUCAGGGACGCAGGCUGGAGGGGGUUGAGAAGCUGAUGGAGGGAACCCAGCAGGUGAUCAGCUUCAUCGGGGAGGUGGUGAAGAGCUCCAGGCUGGUGGAGCUGCUGUUCAAACAGCCCGGAGUCAAGGCUAACAGGAAGGCAAAGGAUGACAAGGAUAAAGCCAAACUGAGCCUGAAGGGCUCGAAGGCCCAGAAGAAGAGGAGGCCCCAGGACACGGCAGAUUCAUCCUCCCUGAAUGAGCCUGUGCUGCAGGAACAGGUGGAAAAGCUCAACAGGCAGAACACUGAGCAUUCCCACGUAAGCACGGAGGCUGAAGCCCAGCGGGGGGAGGACGCAGGGAGUGGAGGGAGAAGACAGGAGCCGGCAGACCUGAUCCUGGAUGGGCCGCGCACCCCUUCCGCCCAGGCAGAGGAGAGGAAGGAGACGACCGAGGAGAGGGAGGAGGAAGAGGAGGAGGAAAUAUUAGAGGGCUCGGAGCAUGAGGAAGAAGAGGAAAAGGGAGGAGAUGCCGGUGCAGAGACAGCUGGAAAACUGGAGGCGGAAGGGACGUCAAAAUCAGAAAAGUCCCCGAGUGUCAUCGCAGAUAUUUGCAAGACCUCUCUCCUACCACAGGAAAGCUCUGAGGAGGUCGGCGAUGUGGCCACCUGCAGCAAACGCCGGGUCACAGAAGAAGACCCGGUGAAGGAUGACCUCAAAAAAAGCAGAGUGGACACCAAAGCAGAAAAUGCUGAGGGGCAGGCGGUGGAGGGCGAUGAGCCACCGGCCUGCAAACCUGACGAACCAAAGGCAGAGUUGGAAGAGGAGGGGAAAGAGGCAGCGUCAGCAGUGAAGGAAUUCAUCAUUGACUCAAGCCCUCCGCCAUUAGCGCCUUUCGACCACCGCAUCGUGACGCCCAAACCCCAUCAGAUAACCACCUAUUACGCUAUCAACAGAGAUGAAGUCCUGGGAGGGGGACGCUUUGGACAAGUCCACAAGUGCGUAGAGAACUCAUCUGGUCUGACGCUGGCUGCCAAGAUCAUCAAAGCCAGGAGCCAGAAAGAGAAGGAGGUGGUGAGGAACGAGAUCCAGGUGAUGAACCAGCUGAACCACGCCAACCUCAUCCAGCUGUACGCCGCCUUCGAGUCACGUCACGAUAUCAUCCUCGUCAUGGAAUAUGUGGAGGGAGGGGAGCUGUUUGACCGCAUCAUUGAUGAGAACUACAACCUGACCGAGCUGGACACCGUGCUGUUUAUACGCCAGAUCUGUGAAGGGCUGCAGUACAUGCAUAAAAUGUACAUCCUACACCUCGACCUCAAGCCAGAGAACAUUCUUUGUGUCAGCAGAGCUACUAACAAGAUCAAAAUCAUCGACUUUGGCUUGGCCAGGAGGUAUAAACCCCGGGAGAAGCUGAAGGUCAACUUUGGGACACCUGAAUUUUUAGCUCCUGAAGUCAUCAACUAUGAGUUUGUGUCAUUCCCCACGGACAUGUGGAGUCUUGGUGUCAUCACUUACAUGCUGCUCAGUGGGUUGUCCCCGUUCCUUGGGGACGAUGACAACGAGACACUGAACAACAUCCUGGCCUGUCAGUGGAACUUUGAGGAGGAGGAGUUUGCGGACAUCUCUGACGAGGCCAAAGACUUCAUCACCCGUCUGCUGGUGAAGAGCAAAAGCUGGAGGAUGAGUGCUGCAGAGUCCCUCAGACACCCCUGGCUGUCAGACCGGAGUCUGCACUAUCGCCUAAAUCAGAAGAAAAACAAGUGCCGCUCCACACACGCCCCCCCUCCGGAGAGCUAAGCAGAAACACUGCGAGGCCCUCAGCAUGCCCUUUGACAAUGUAGGGCCCCGGAGCCCAACACUGGACCAAUGCUGCCGUACCUGUAUGGCUACUGGAUGACUACUUCUCUGCCUCCUCUACCCUCAUGUUAGCUUAGCCCCGCAAGCUUGUAGUUCUGACCUGAACAGUGUGAGGCACACAGGAAAGGAAAAAAAACACACAAAAAAAACAGCUUCUUUUUUUUUUUUUUUUUUUACCGCCACCAUCAAGGCAUAGACCAUCUGCUGGCAUGAUUACUGUCCCGCAGAGCACGGAACCUGAGACUGAACACGACAGGACUCUCUAGCUCCAUGGCGUCUAGUUACCGUAGCUGCCAAGGUAAAAGAACGACGUGUAUCCCGAUGGUGGAUCCAAAAUGUCUAGAGACUAAAGGCCUGCAUUACUUGUGACUUCUGCAACACCUACAUGCGUCACUGCAAAGGUAGAGGAAAUCAAACACUGCUAUUCUCCCACUGACAGCGAUUAGUUUCUCAUGUCGUCCUGGUUUGUUGCAUGCUUUGCACUUUUUUGGCCUAUUUCUCCAAGAUUCAGCAAACAACUUUGAAAAAAAAAAAAAAUUCAGAAUGAAUUCUAUUAUUUAAAUAAUAUAUUUUUGUGGAUACAGAUUUUUUUCUUUCUUUUCAUUUACGAGUCUUAUACAAAUUGUGUUCUCUCUCAAACAUAAGGUAAAAAUACAUCAGAACUUGGCUGAAGUUGACCCCACACCCCACUAAUUUAUUUUGUAUAUAACACAGCACCGCUUCGUACCCCGUUCCCCUGAAAAGUGAGAAUAUCUCAAUGACUGAAUACUUCCUGGUUCACGCCAUUUUCAGCCCACAUUUCCGGUACAUUUUUCGAUGUAGACUGGAUUGCCUCCUGUAUGCAUUCGUGCCGCUAGCUCGCCUUCGCCUCGGCAGUUUGGAGUAGCCCUGUCACCUUCCAUGAAGGCAUAAUGAACAACAAAAUACUACCUAUGAAUGAUUCAUGUUUAUGACUGAAGUGGAUUCUUAUGUUCAUUUAUUUACUGGUUCAGCACCAGAUUGUACUUGAAGUGCAAAGCUUUUAUUCAAGAUGGGAUGUUUUUCAGGGGCGACGAACAGGAUUUCACUUAGUUAUGCACAUUUGUUAUGUGUAACUUCACAGUUCAGCUUGAUGGAGAGCCAACAGCGGAGUGUGGAAAGUAUCAGUCAGUGCUUUAUUGUCCCAUUCUUUCUAAGACAUGGGAGGUUGGACGAAUAUUUGUCACUCGGUUGUUGGCUGUUCCAUUUGGAAAUGAAGAAGCUUUGUGAUUUUGAAUACUUGUUUAUUUGAAUUUAUUACUUUACUUUUUUUUCCAAGUUUUCUUGUGUAACGAGACAUAAAUAAAUGUAGAAUACAA
Molecule: messenger RNA, 3829 nt
Organism: Xiphias gladius (swordfish)
Lineage: Eukaryota; Metazoa; Chordata; Actinopteri; Istiophoriformes; Xiphiidae
Gene: mylk4b
Product: myosin light chain kinase family, member 4b
Exons: 13
Coding region: 264-2432 (722 amino acids)
Biological process (GO): protein phosphorylation; positive regulation of apoptotic process; intracellular signal transduction
Cellular component (GO): nucleus; cytoplasm
Molecular function (GO): protein serine/threonine kinase activity; ATP binding
Source: RefSeq, a predicted model, not a curated record